GGGGGGGAGAGAGAGUCUACAGAGAGAACAGCCGCAGCUCGGCUCGGACUUCACAGAGAGAGAGAGAGAGAGAGUGUCCACAGAGAGAGCAGCCGCAGCCGCAGCUCGGCUCGGAAGAGAGAUGAAAGGUAAUUUGCGAAAUUGGUGCCCUGCUAACCCAGUGGGACUUUUAGACUACAUGCGACCAGCUGGUAGCAGAUGAAGGGGGAGGAGCAGUUCUGGAAAUAAGAAAUCCAGUCUUUGUUUGUUCCAUCCAGUCCAAUCCAGGUAAGAUCUCUUCCCAGCUUUGGAAGUCACUGAUUGCUUGUUGGCCUUUUCCUGGUCCGUUGCAAAUGAUUUAUGCAGAGAAAGAGGGUGCUUUGAAGCUUGUCGUGCUGAUGUUGGUUCCCAGUAAAGCUCCCGUCUUACUAGAUUUGAGUUCAUGAAUCUCCCCUUUGGGUGUCUCUCCAUAAGAAGUUGAAGUAGAUGGAGAGAAAUGCAGGUAAAGGGCCAAUAGAUCCAACGCGGAACUUUGAACAAGUCCGUUACAGUAAUUUGGAGGCCAGAAAUGAGGGGCUGGGCUCUGCCAAUCAAAGCUUUUUCAUAGAUCAAUCUAGUAACAUCAACACCAAUGUGAGGCCCCCGGACUAUAACAUGUCUGUUGGAGCUAGACCUGUUCUGAAUUAUUCCAUUCAGACUGGUGAGGAGUUUGCUCUUGAAUUCAUGCGAGAAAGGGUGAACCCUCGACAGCAACCUGUUCCAACAGUUUACGGGGAUCCUAGUAACAUGACGGGAUACAUGGAUCUAAAGGCCAUCCUGGGUAUUUCCCAUGCAGGUUCUGAAGGUGGAUCAGAUAUCUCUGUGGUAAACUCGGUAGAAAAGGGUUCCAUUUCUGAUUAUGAAAGGAAGGGUUCUUCUGUCCAAGAAGACAAAAGCUACCGUGAUUCAACGCAGUCAAUGCCAAGAGCUGCCUCGAGAAAUAAUGGUAAUGGUAGCAGUAGAGUCCUUGACAGCGCUCCAUCUGGAGCAUAUGAUAGUCGUUCAAGAAUCAAGUUCCUCUGCAGCUUUGGUGGCAAAAUUCUGCCUCGCCCGAGUGAUGGAAAGCUUAGGUAUGUUGGAGGUGAGACGCGUAUUAUCCGGAUAAGCAGGGAUAUUUCCUGGCGGGAGCUCAUGCAGAAGACCGUGGCAAUUUUUAAUGAAGCUCAAACAAUUAAGUAUCAGCUUCCAGGCGAGGAUCUCGAUGCAUUGGUCUCUGUAUCCUGUGAUGAGGAUCUCCAGAACAUGAUGGAGGAGUGUAAUGUGUUGGAAGAUGGAGGGUCGCAGAAGCCUCGGAUGUUCCUUUUCUCUAGCAGUGAUUUAGAGGAUGCCCAGGUUGGUGUUGGGAGCACUGAGGGGGAUUCUGAGAUGCAAUAUGUGGUGGCUGUGAAUGGAAUGGAUAUAGGCUCAAGAAGGAAUUCAAUUGCUUCUAGGACUAACUUGGAUGAGUUGGCCAAUCUGAAUGCCGAUAGAGAUGCGAAUCAGAUACGAGGAGAAUUUGUUGGAAGUAUACCUUCAUCUACGAUUCAAUCUUCCCAACCUCUGUCCUCAAGUUCUGCAGGUUUUUCUCAAGGAUCUAAUUUACAAUCUUUCCAGAGAGAGAAUGUGAACCUCGGGGCCGGAGGGCUCCAACACCAUCCUCUGUCUGCGCCUCAACUUCGGGAGAGCUUCUCGCAAGUGGAAGGAAAGAGAACUGCUUCCUCAUCUGAGUCUUUGCCACAUGGUCCAGGAUCACGCUCUUCUAAUUAUGUUGCAAAUGGAGAAAAUCUCAUUCAAGUGCCUCUUCAUGGACUUCCAGUUUCAUGGGUUGGUGUGGGUGAAGAACAUCAUCAGCUAAUUGGGCAGCAGAUGCAGGAUAAGGUGUCUGCAGGGGAAGGGAGACUUAAAAAGGAUAGCUCAGCAAAAAAGUUAACUGAAGCUGAUAAAGUUCAAUCACAAGAGAAAGAAAUGUUGUUUGAUGAUGCAAAAAUGAAGAGGGAGGGCUCGCGCCAAAAGAUAAAUGAGACUUCACAUGAAGGCGUUUCUUUGCAUGCAAAUGAUGGAUUGAUUCCAAAAUAUGCGUCUAGAGAAGAAGCAUCUGCUGCUCAACCUACAGCUGAGGUGAAGACCCCUUCAACCACUAAGAUUGUGAAUAAGAACCAGUUGGAACCUGUAAAGCAUUCAAUGGCCCCUGGAGAUGUUAAUCCCAUUUUCACUUCUGAUCCAACGGAUCUCAGCUAUUUAGAGCCAACUGCCAUGCCACAACGGGUCUUCCAUUCCGAACGCAUACCAAGAGAGCAGUUAGAGCAGAAUCGUUUGUCAAAGUCUGAUGAUUCUAUGAAUCCUCAGCUUCUGAUCAGCCAAGUGCUCUCUGAUCAUUCUCAGGUGACUUCAGAUGCUGUUGACAACUUGCAAGAAGGCGUUGUGGCUUCUCAAGCUGAGCAGGCUGGCUCAUAUGGGAAUGCAUCUAUUAUUCAAGACGGCACUAAGCAAUUUCAGAGACACAGAGAUGCUGAAACUAUGAAAAGACUGGAGCCUGAAACUACACAGGCAUCCGGUCUCCAUACAUCAAGUCAAAUGACCACUGGUAAGCUUCAUGAUGAUUCUUUGUUGAGGUCAACUGAAUUCCAGUGGGAAGAGAUUGCCUCUGACAAGAACAAUGGGAACCUUGCCAAGGAUCGUGAGCAGUCACAUGUGCGACCACAGCAACCAGCUCCGGUUGUGUCUCGUGGGGACCCCACAGUCAAUGUUAGCAAUCGGGAGCAAGGGGACAUAUUGAUUGAUAUUAAUGACCGGUUUCCUCGGGAUAUCCUUUCUGAUAUAUUUUCAGUGGCAAGACUUUCUCAGAAUCUGCCUAAUAUUAAUGCCCUGCAUGGUGAUGGAGCUGGGUUGAGUUUAAAUAUGGAGAAUCAUGAACCGAAACAUUGGUCUUACUUCCGGAAUCUGGCUCAAAAUGAGUUUGUCCGUAGAGAUGUUUCUCUCAUGGACCAGGAUCACUUGGGCUUCUCAUCCCCACUCACUCAUGUUGAAGAAAGGGCUCCUGUCGAUUACAGCUACCCGCCUCUGAAGGCUGAUCUUAGCCAUGUGGACUCCCGCUAUGUUGAAGAUAUUCAGCAAGUGUCCACUGUUAUCACAGGUCCCAGCACCAGGACUAUGCAGACAGACUAUAGUGCUUCUCAGCUCAAGGGAACUGAAAGCGUUUUGGAUGUGAUGAACCCAAGAACACCAGAAUCAGAGUAUGAGGAUGGGAAGUCUGAGAUUCAGAAUAAUGGGGUUCCUCUAGUUGAUCUUUCUCAGGCUGAUAUUGAUAUCAGUACCCUGCAGAUUAUCAAGAAUGAAGAUCUUGAAGAGUUGAAGGAGCUUGGUUCCGGCACAUUUGGAACUGUUUAUCAUGGAAAAUGGAGGGGAACUGAUGUUGCAAUCAAACGCAUUAAAAAAAGUUGUUUCACAGGUCGUUCAUCGGAGCAAGAAAGAUUGACUGUGGAGUUCUGGCGGGAAGCUGAUAUUCUUUCGAAGCUCCAUCAUCCCAAUGUUGUGGCGUUUUACGGGGUAGUGCAGGAUGGUCCUGGAGGAACACUGGCCACUGUAACUGAGUACAUGGUCAAUGGCUCUCUUAGGCAUGUUUUACUGUGCAAGGACAGGCACCUAGAUCGUCGGAAGCGGCUCAUAAUUGCGAUGGAUGCAGCUUUCGGCAUGGAAUAUUUGCAUUCAAAGAACAUUGUGCAUUUUGAUUUAAAGUGCGACAACUUGCUGGUUAACUUGAAAGAUCCAGCUCGUCCCAUUUGCAAGGUGGGUGACUUUGGCCUGUCAAAGAUUAAAAGGAAUACCUUGGUUACUGGUGGUGUCCGAGGAACCCUUCCAUGGAUGGCACCUGAGCUUCUAAAUGGCAGCAGCAAUAAGGUUUCUGAAAAGGUUGAUGUCUUCUCAUUUGGUAUUGUCCUUUGGGAAAUUCUCACUGGUGAAGAGCCGUAUGCUAACAUGCAUUAUGGAGCAAUCAUAGGGGGCAUUGUGAAUAAUACAUUGAGGCCACCUGUGCCAAACUACUGUGACCCUGAAUGGAGACUGCUCAUGGAACAGUGCUGGGCCCCAGAUCCCAUGGCUCGGCCUUGCUUUACCGAGAUCGCAAGACGCUUGCGUGUUAUGUCAACUGCAGCACAGUCUAAGCCACCCAAGUAAUCAAUCCCCCUAUUCAUCGCACUGUUGUCUUUCUUCAAUUUUUGCGGUUCACUGUACUGCAAGUUGGAGCAGUACGUGCUUGUCGAUAUUAUGUACAAUCAAGAGAGAUUUGUGGGUAUUGUAAUGGGAAGCAGUAGCAUCCCGUGCUUUUUCAUAUUUUAUGAAUUAGUCUAAGGUGUGAAUGUGUCCCAGACCAUGAGACAUUGGUCUCUUUGUACAUCUAUUGAUUGUGUAUUCAUAUGGAUAUGACUAUACAUACGCUCUGUUUAUAAAUCAUAUAUGAUACCCCUUAUUAAUGGAAUAUGAAUGUUUUCCUA
Punica granatum (pomegranate) is the source of this 4487-nucleotide messenger RNA. The record is from RefSeq and is a predicted model, not a curated record. Lineage: Eukaryota; Viridiplantae; Streptophyta; Magnoliopsida; Myrtales; Lythraceae.